AGCAAUGAUGGAGAAGAACGCUUAGCUGUUGUAAGGCUUUUAGCAAAGUUAUUUGGUUCCAAAGAUUCGGACCUUGCAACGCAAAAUCGUCCACUUUGGCAGUGUUUUCUUGGACGAUUCAAUGAUAUUCACGUUCCUGUGAGAUUGGAAAGUGUAAAAUUUGCAAGUCAUUGUUUAAUGAACCACCCAGAUUUAGCGAAGGAUCUGACUGAGUACUUAAAAGUGAGAUCCCACGAUCCGGAAGAAGCCAUCCGCCAUGACGUCAUUGUCACAAUCAUCACUGCGGGCAAACGAGAUCUUUCUUUAGUCAACGACCAGCUCCUGGGUUUUGUCAGAGAAAGGACACUGGAUAAGCGGUGGCGGGUAAGGAAAGAAGCAAUGAUGGGACUUGCGCAGCUAUACAAGAAAUACUGCCUUCAUGCUGAAGCUGGAAAAGACGCAGCGGAGAAAGUCAGCUGGAUAAAGGACAAACUUUUGCACAUCUAUUAUCAGAACAGCAUCGAUGAUAAAUUGCUGGUGGAGAAAAUCUUCGCUCAGUAUCUCGUUCCUCACAAUUUGGAAACCGAAGAGAGGAUGAAAUGCUUAUAUUAUUUAUACGCUAGCUUAGACCCAAAUGCUGUUAA
Molecule: messenger RNA, 623 nt
Organism: Protobothrops mucrosquamatus (brown spotted pit viper)
Lineage: Eukaryota; Metazoa; Chordata; Lepidosauria; Squamata; Viperidae
Product: sister chromatid cohesion protein PDS5 homolog A-like
Exons: 5
Biological process (GO): DNA repair; mitotic sister chromatid cohesion
Cellular component (GO): nucleus; chromatin
Source: RefSeq, a predicted model, not a curated record